This is a messenger RNA of Ostreobium quekettii, 522 nucleotides long. The record is from the annotation of a GenBank genome assembly. Lineage: Eukaryota; Viridiplantae; Chlorophyta; Ulvophyceae; Bryopsidales; Ostreobiaceae.
AUGGCUUGCAUGUGCGAUGCCUCCAGGAUUGGAUCCAUCUCUGGCUUUGCGGUCCUUUUUUUAGGCACUCUUUGUUAUAUGGGGAGGGCGGCCUACCGAGAUUUGUGUCGCUCAAAGUGGCCAGGCGCUGAAGGCCGCGUCUCCCGCAAAAAAUACGAGAGGAAGGAAAAACUUCUCCCAAAAGUUGCUUCGCCUGAGUCCUCAGACGCAUCUGUACCAACAAAAGGAGUUGGGCCCACAGCUGCGGCAGCAUUGAAGUUUCCCGUCACACCCGGCGGUUUGGAUUCGGUGGCCGACUUGAUCAAGACAAGGUUACAUUUGUCCAAUGGAGCUCCGCAACUGGGUGAUGGUGUUCCGGAGGCGGUGCCACCAUCCGGCAGGUAUUUUGGAAAGUAUGAGGAGCGUGGAAAGAUGAAACAUGUCAAGUAUAAUCUGGAAUUUCUGAAAGAUGGAUCGGUGUACGGAGGAUGCGAAGAUGAUGACGGAUCAUUCCAGGUGGUGCACAGGCAACCAUCCAUUUAG